AUGCGCGCCCGCCUGCGCAAGGCUUCAUGCUUGAAUGACGACUCUUAUGACGAUACCGAGCACCACAAGGGCGGGGAACCGCAACCCCGGCCACCAACAACGUCCUCAAUACCAAAUGAUGGGCCAUCACCGCCAGAAUUAUCCGAGGACAUGAACGAGGGCGUGAUGGUGCAGCAGCAGCAGCAUCGGGAGGACGAGGACGACGAAGCAUCCAAACAGAUCCAGUCCCGCUUCUUCGCCCGCCUGCCGCUCGAGAUCCGACGGCUGAUCUACAAUGAGCUCUUCCGCGCGACCAACCCGCUCAUGAAGAUGCACCUCCACAGCUCCUACCACGGUGCUCAGCUCACUAUGACGCCUUGCCUGUACACGCCCAAGGCCAUGUUCUCGACGCUGGACGACGAGCGCGACCCGAUGCAGACGGAGCCGUGGCCCGGGUGGAAGGGCAGGAUUCAGCCGCCGCGGUGGUUCUGGUAUGCGUGGGGCCUGCGGCUCAAAUGGAGAGGCCACUGGAAAUGCCAGGCUGCAGAAAUGAUGCAGUGGAAGGCUCAGGGCGAUGGGUCGUGUGUGGAUCUGAGGAAGGGUGGGAGGGCAAGCGGCUUGAUGGGAGUUUUCCUAUGCUGUACAAGAAUGUAUGCCGAGGCGAUCGAGUGCCUGUUCGAGUCAACGGAGCUCAUCUUCACGGCUUCCGAGGACGCCUACCGGUUCUUCGUGCAGAAUCCACACAGCCACACGUCGAAGAUCCGCCGCCUUGAUUUUGCGUUUGACCAUUUCAAGGACCACCUCUUCCUUCAGCGUAUUGAGACUCAGCACCCGCGACUGUUGGUGGGCGGCGGCGGGGACGGGGAUGGACGGCUGCCGACCGCGCCGGUAUCGUGGGAACUCUGGAGGCCGUUGCUGGCGAGUGUGAGGUCCGGGACACCAGAGCUGCGGCGGUUCCGGAUCUACCUUAGCCCACCAUCGCCGAGGUGCGAUGACCUGGUCAGGCUGCUGGACGAGUGGGAGGCCGAGGGCUACGGGUGGGUGACGGAACAGGCGGACGGGGUGAUUUAUUAUGAGAUGCGGAAAAAAGCCCUACGGGAGUAUACUCGUUUCGGAGGGACUGCAGUGAUGGAUGAAAGGCCAUCUUAG
Molecule: messenger RNA, 1128 nt
Organism: Cryphonectria parasitica EP155
Lineage: Eukaryota; Fungi; Ascomycota; Sordariomycetes; Diaporthales; Cryphonectriaceae
Exons: 2
Coding region: 1-1128 (375 amino acids)
Source: RefSeq, a predicted model, not a curated record